UGUCACUCAACAUCUUUUUUUGUUUCUUCAAUCUCGAGUCCAGACGCCUGGCAUAAAAUUGCCUAGGUCUACGCGAGCACGAAAAAAAGUCAGUCGCUCCAACACAAUAAGAGACCUCUAUCUCAAUGGUAUCAUUCCAAUGUCACAGCUGCAGUGACGUCGUAAAAAAACCAAAACUCAACCAACACCACAGUUUCUGCCAUGCAGCUUUCGACUGUAUCGACUGCUCGACCACCUUCCACACCCCUGCUGAGUACCAGGGACACACCUCGUGCGUGACUGAAGCAGAGAAGUAUCAGAAGACUUUGUACAAGGGUCCUAGAUCUGCCGGGAGCUGGGGGGCAGCACCUCGAGAGAAUGGAUACGGUAGGUUCCAAGGCAAUGGGGGAUACCAGCCGCGACCACCAACGCGUUACCAGGCCACUGGCGCCAACGGAACUCCAUUGGGCACACCUCAGCGCAUGUCGCCUAUAACUGUAACACCACCAGAGCCUUCAGUAAUACCACCGAAGCCAAUAGAGGCUCAGCCCCAAAAAGAAUCAGCCCCAGCACCGGAAAUGACUGAGAUAAAAUCACAGAAAAAGUCAAAGUCUGAUUCAAAAGCCAAGGACACAAAGGCAUCAGAAAAUGACAUUAUUGUCGAGCCAUUAUCUGCGCCUUCAUCUCCAUCACCUCAAAAAACGGACAAGAAGAAAAAGGACAAGAAACAUAAAAAGUCCUCUGAGGACGCUGUAGAGUCUACUAUCGACGAUACCCCAGCACCGACCGAGACUCCAGGAGACAAGGAAAAGAAAUCCAAGAAAAAGGAAAAGCGGAAAGCUGUUGUCGAGGGCGAGAAUUUAGAAAGUCAGGAGACCAAGGACAAGGAAAGCGACGAGAGCCAGUCGAAAUCACAGAAGCGGAAGAGGGACGACGAACCCGUAGAUUCAGGCACAGGUAAGAAAGAUAAGAAGGAGAAAAAGAAGAGCAAGAAGGACAAAGUCGAAGAAACACCGACGAAUGACGCCUCGGAUCCAUCUCCUACGCCAGUCGAGACCGAGGGAGAGACAAAAACCAAGAAGCGGAAAAGAGACAAGUCAGAAAAGGUCCCGGAGGACGACAUGGACGUUGACGUAACACCUACAGACGUUCCGUCUGUUGCACCCGUGGAAAAGAAGAAGAAGAAAAAGAAGCACGACACGGAACCAGUUGCUGAUAUUAAGGCGUCGACAAUGGAUGUCGAUCCUCCUCCACUGACUCACGAUGAGAAAAAAGAGAAGAAGAGGGAUAAGAAGGAGAAGAAGGAGAAGGAGAGGAGCUCCAAAAAAUCCGACAAGGCUUCAGCAUGAUUAGCUGCUUUGUUGAGUAUCUACGAGAUUUGGUUUGUGUUUUGGUGAUGAGCUGCUUUUAUGCGGGGUCGAUGCUAGCCAUUAGAAGGGAUGUUGACAAUAUACCUGGCUCACGGCACACUGAAAUGCGGUUACAGUAAGGUGUCAGGAGUCAGUACCCCAGUCGCGUGCCUCGUGAUCACUGG
Suillus plorans is the source of this 1513-nucleotide messenger RNA. RefSeq lists its product as uncharacterized. The record is from RefSeq and is a predicted model, not a curated record. The transcript has 5 exons. Gene Ontology annotation, cellular component: nucleolus. NCBI's taxonomy places the organism in Eukaryota, Fungi, Basidiomycota, Agaricomycetes, Boletales, Suillaceae. Gene Ontology annotation, molecular function: DNA binding. Bases 126 to 1328 code for a protein of 400 amino acids. Gene Ontology annotation, biological process: rRNA processing; negative regulation of transcription by RNA polymerase II.